AUGCCCAGCUUCUUUGGCGUGACUGCUGGCAGAAACCCAGGUCCAAGUCUCUUUGAGAUCCGCCUCGAAAAUGAGUUCAUAGUGCUCCGUGGUGGCGUAGACGACGCCGCGAGCCAACUGCUUAAAGGCACGGUGAUUCUGUGUCUCCCCCAAGCACAGAAUGUACAAGACGUGCAUUUGCGGAUGACUGGCGAUCUGAAACUCGGAUGGCGCAUACAGACAGAUACCCCCAACAAUGGAAACCAGACUUUUGGCAACUGUGAGAAUAGCAAUAUCUUCAUCCAUCGAUGGACGCCCUUCGUAGCAAACACUGGGGGCUCUAAUUCCAGAAACGUAAAUCUUCCAUCGGGGAACUACGAAUGGCCAUUCGAACUCGUCAUACCAGGGAACAUGGCAGAGAGCGUGGAGGGCCAGACGGAUAGUCACAUCACCUACAAAUUGAAGGCGACGGUCGCCCGAGGAAAGUUUGCCCACGAUUGGCAUGCCUACAAACGUGUCCGAAUUGUGCGAACUCUGGAUCCAUCAGCGUUGGAAUUGGCCCAUGCCAUGACCGUAGAGAACAUCUGGGCGAACAAGAUUAUGUACGAAAUCAACAUACCGCAGAAGGCGAUCGUUUUCGGAACCGCGAUUGUGGUAAUCAUGAGGUUUACCUCCCUUCUCAAGGGGUUGGUAAUUGGCAAAAUCCUAUGUCAACUUCUCGAGUCGCACGAGGUGACCAUGCCCAGAACAUCGACUCGCUCAGAAAAAGUAAUCAGUAUUACAAAGGACAUCAAGAACUGGGAAUUUGAGUUGACCGACGAACAUUACGAAGAGGCCAUGGACGAGGAGGGCCGGAAUGGCUACACCCUCAAAGAAUCGAUGGAAUUACCCAAAACCUUGAGUGAAUGCAUGCAAGAUGUCAACGUUCAUGGCAUCAAGAUUCGGCACAAAGUCAAGUUCAUCGUUGCUCUACACAACCCAGAUGGGCACACGUCAGAGCUCCGUGCAACUCUACCUGUAACGCUUUUCAUCUCUCCAAAUAAGCCUCUCAACGAGAAUGGGGAGCUGAUCGACCAGACCCCGAUGGCUGCCAAUCUCUCGAUGGGUGUAGGUCAGCAUGCCCCACCGCUCUACGGAGAGCAUGUGCUUGAUCAGCUUUAUGCUGGUCUGAGUCCCCCUGGAAUCAUGUCCCCAGCACCUGGUUCUGCCAUAAACACUGCCAUAAACACGCCCUAUGUCGACUUAUCUCGAAACGGCUCGCGUGAGAACCUGGCGUCUCUUGACGGGAUAGCUGGCCUGACGGCCGCGUUUGCUCCGGCAGCGUUGUCCUCCAGGCUGCAGAACCUGGACUUGAGCGCAAACUCUCGUAACCGCAGUUUUGGGCGGCUGCAUGGAUCCGGAUCGAACACCCCCUCCACGCAGCGACAUCCAGAAAACGAGCCAAGUCAAUUCGAAUUGCCUCACACCGACCUGAAUAGCGACGACCCCUUGGGCCCACAAGCGAGUGAUGAACAACACCGCCGGGCCCCAGGCUUGAGAAGUGGCCAGCAAACGCCCGAUCCAGGGACUUCGGGCAUAAGAAGUGGCCAGCAAACGCCCAGCCCAGGGACUCCAGGGACGAGAAGUGGCCAGCAAACGACCAAUCUAGGAGAUCUUAGCAGAGUUCCAUCCUACGACACUGCGGUCAGGACGCCUGUCAGGGGUAUAAGCUACACUGAUGUGGUGCCCGACUACAAUUAUGCCAUUUCUGCUCCUCCAAGCCCGGAACGAGGAUUCAGUUCCCCGGCGACUCAUCGCGAGCGAAGAAGACACCCGCCCACCCAGCACACACCGAUACACCCACCGCUUCCUGUGGCUAAUGACAAUGGGAACCACUAG
Molecule: messenger RNA, 1857 nt
Organism: Drepanopeziza brunnea f. sp. 'multigermtubi' MB_m1
Lineage: Eukaryota; Fungi; Ascomycota; Leotiomycetes; Helotiales; Drepanopezizaceae
Biological process (GO): ubiquitin-dependent endocytosis
Cellular component (GO): plasma membrane; cytosol; cytoplasm
Molecular function (GO): protein-macromolecule adaptor activity; ubiquitin protein ligase binding
Source: RefSeq, a predicted model, not a curated record